Messenger RNA from Juglans regia (Persian walnut), 915 nucleotides. RefSeq names its product zinc finger BED domain-containing protein RICESLEEPER 1-like. The transcript has 2 exons. The record is from RefSeq and is a predicted model, not a curated record. The coding region runs from base 1 to 915 and encodes 304 amino acids. Gene Ontology annotation, molecular function: protein dimerization activity. NCBI's taxonomy places the organism in Eukaryota, Viridiplantae, Streptophyta, Magnoliopsida, Fagales, Juglandaceae.
AUGGGCAGAAAGAAUAUGAUCAAUCAAUUGCAAGAAUUAGUUGUGAAGUAUGUGAAAUUAUCUCCACAAAGGUGGAACACAUUUAAGCAAUGUUGUUACAAUGAAGAUAUUACUUGUAAAAGUAGUGUAUGCUUAGAUGUAGCAACCCAUUGGAACUCCACUUAUAUGAUGUUUGAUAGGGCUGAAAAGCUUCAAAAAGCAUUGCAACGGCUAGAGGAUGAAGAUCCGGGUUAUGUUAAGAGUGUUGGGGAGGAUGAUAGUGAGGAUGAUGAUGGUGUUAGUGAGUUGGGUAAAGGAGAGGCAUCCACAUUAGGGCCUCCAACCAUGGAUGAUUGGGAUAAGAGUAGUUCAAAAGUUCUUAUAUUGGUGGAUCGGGUUCAAGAUGCCUUGACUCGUUUAUAUGAUAGUUAUUGUGAAAAUGAUGGAAGUAAUAUUGGGGCACCAGAUCAAACUAUGAGCCAAUCAAGCGAGAAAGGGGCUAGUAGUACAAGUUCAACUGCUAGGGUAGGUCAAGAUGAUUUCAGAUCAUUAAUCCAUGCACAAAUUAAGAAGCGUUUGGAGUCAGAGAACUCUUUGGAGACUAAAUCUGAAUUGGAGAGAUAUUUAUGUGAAAAAUGUGAAGGAGAUGAUGUGAAAUUCAACUUGUUGACUUGGUGGAAGGUCAACUCCAUUAAAUGCCGCAUGCUUUCAAUAGUUGUGCAAGAUGUUUUUGCAGUUCUGAUAUCUACAGUGGCCUCUGAGUUAGCUUUUAGCACAGCAGGUCGAGUACUUGAUCCUUUCCGCAGUAGCCUAUCUCCACUUAUGGUAGAAGCCCUUAUUUGUACACAAAAUUGGCUCCGUUCUUCUAUCCCGAUUAACAUUCGCACUUUAAUGGAUGAUGUUGAGGAGUUUGAGAAAAUUGAUACAGGUAUGUAG